Caenorhabditis elegans is the source of this 504-nucleotide messenger RNA. It is a transcript of the gene ndab-1, whose product is annotated as Acyl carrier protein. The transcript is spliced from 2 exons. Gene Ontology annotation, biological process: fatty acid biosynthetic process. Bases 3 to 404 code for a protein of 133 amino acids. NCBI's taxonomy places the organism in Eukaryota, Metazoa, Nematoda, Chromadorea, Rhabditida, Rhabditidae. The record is from RefSeq and is marked reviewed. Gene Ontology annotation, cellular component: catalytic complex; mitochondrion.
AAAUGUUGCGAGUCGCCGUUUCCGCUGCUCUCCGCACUGUUUCAGUGCGUGCACUGAGCAAUGCGUCCGUCCAACAACGAGUCAUCACCCCAAUACUCCUCUCCGCACAGAAACCAAGCUUCCAAAUCAGACAAUACUCUGCAAAGGCUCCACUGACCAAAAAGACACUCGAGGAGCGAAUUGUGUUGGUUCUCUCACUCUACGACAAAAUCGACGCGAAGAAGCUCACAAUGGACUCGGAUUUCUCGAAAGAUCUCGGCCUCGACUCUCUGGAUCACGUAGAAGUUGUGAUGGCGAUGGAGGAAGAGUUUGGAUUCGAGAUUCCCGACGGAGAUGCGGAUCGCUUCAAGACGCCACGCGACAUCUUCCAGUACAUCGCCGACAAGGAAGACGUUUUCGAAUAAUUUUUGUAUUUCUUUAUCUUUUUAGCUGCAGUAGAAAUAUUUUCUAUUAUCAUUUUUUUUUGUUUUUCGGAUUUUUUUUCAAAAAUAAAAGUUUGAAAUU